AUCUGAAGUGAAGAGAUUCAAUUAUUUAUUUUAUUGUGAAAUUUUGCGGAAAUCUAUAUAUAUUGAUUAAAAUUUAGUUUAACUAUUAAAAAUUUUAAUUGUAGAUGAAUCAGGACAAUUUCAAAAUUUUAGAAAACAAUUUAAAGUUUUAACUUGACUUGUUAACAUAACUUGUUACGUGAAAAAAUCCAGUUGCAUAAUUAUCUAUGUAAUUUGCAUGACAAUUUUCUAGAAAAACUUUCGAGAAAACUUAAUUUUAUGAAUUCAUCUCCUGUAAAAAUUUGUCUGUGCUGAAAUAAAUCAAGCAAGUGAUGUCUAUUUCAUGUUGAGUUUAACUACGUGUAAUGUAUAUUCAUAUGUUUUUAUGAAGUAUUCUGAUUGGUGAGCUUUCUUUUCCAAAUUCUUACUGAAUCCUCUUGGUAAAAUCUUUAAAUACAUGCUUAUGGUGCUGUUGUCUACAUCUUUUAUUUUUUUAUAGAGCUUAAAGGCAAUGUCUACUGCUAACUCAGAUAUUGAACUUGAUGAUGAAAGUGAUGAUGGUGGAUAUGGAUAUUAUGAUUACUACAACAAUUCUGAAGACACUGAAAUGGAACCAACCGAUCCUUUUAAGAACGAUCCUGAACAUUUUGAAUUUAAGUGUCUUUAUAAGGAAGAUGUAGAAAGACUCUUUAAUGAAUGUGUCGAAAAUCUUUGUGCCAAUUUACCAGUAAAACCAUCAUUAGCAAAAUUACUUUUACACACUCAUAAUUGGACCACUGGAGAUUUAAUUACAAGUUAUCGAAGUGAUGCCUCAAAACUUUUAGUUGAUUCUAGAAUUAAACCAUCCAAACCCCCAGAAACUGAAUUUCAGGUUGUACGUAGCUCAAAAUCUCUUUCAUGUUCUAUAUGUCUUUUAAAUUACUCGGGAGAAUUUUUUCGUGCAUUAGCUUGUGGUCACUACUUUUGCAAAGACUGUUGGUUCACUCAUUUUGAAAUACAGAUUACUCAAGGCAUAACUACUGCAAUGGAAUGUAUGGGUCAGGGAUGUACUCUUCUUGUUCCAGAAGACUUUGUACUUAGCAUAUUAAAUAAGUCUUCCCUAAGAGAAAAAUAUCAACAAUUUUCCUUUUCAGAUUAUGUAAAAAGCCAUCCUUCACUACGGUUUUGCCCUGGUACAAAUUGCAAUGUUAUUGUUUUUGCUAAAGAUUACCAAUCAAAGCGUGUCACAUGUAAACAAUGUAAAACAACAUUUUGUUUUAAAUGUGGCUCAGAGUAUCAUGCACCUACAGAUUGUGAAACUAUCAAGAAAUGGUUAACAAAGUGUGCUGAUGAUUCUGAAACAGCAAAUUACAUUUCUGCUCACACAAAAGAUUGCCCAAAAUGUAGUAUAUGUAUAGAGAAGAAUGGAGGAUGCAAUCAUAUGCAAUGUUAUAGUUGUAAAGCUGACUUCUGCUGGAUGUGUUUAGGAGAUUGGAAUGCUCAUGGUAGUGAAUAUUAUGAAUGCAGUAGGUAUAAAGAAAAUCCAAACAUAGCUAACGAAUCUGCUCAUGCUCAAGCUAGAGAAGCUCUAAAGAAAUAUCUUUUCUAUUUUGAAAGAUGGGAAAAUCAUGCUAGAAGUCUACGACUUGAAGAACAUACUUUACAAAAAAUUAAAGAUAGAAUAAAUGACAAAGUAAUGGCCAAUGAAGGAACAUGGAUUGACUGGCAAUAUUUAAGAAAUGCUGCUUCAUUGUUAGCUAAAUGUCGCUAUACACUGCAGUAUACUUACCCAUAUGCAUAUUACAUGGAAGUUGGUCCCAGAAAAGAAUUGUUUGAAUAUCAACAAGCCCAAUUAGAAGCAGAAAUUGAAAACUUGUCUUGGAAAGUAGAAAGGGCUGAAACAACGGACAGAGGUGAUUUAGAAAACCAAAUGGAUGUUGCUGAAAAACGACGAACGACUCUACUAAAAGAUUUCUUGGCUGUUUGACAAUUCGUUUUCUGCAAUUGAGGACUAAAGUAAUUUGUAAUAUUUCACUCCAUGACCACUCAGGCUAAAGGAAUGAAUUUUUCUCCUGUAAAUAACAAGAUUGAAAUUAGCAAUUCAAAUAAAUUGAAUAUUCUUUUUAA
This is a messenger RNA of Parasteatoda tepidariorum (common house spider), 2085 nucleotides long. It is a transcript of the gene ari-2, whose product is annotated as E3 ubiquitin-protein ligase ari-2. Gene Ontology annotation, biological process: protein ubiquitination. The record is from RefSeq and is a predicted model, not a curated record. Gene Ontology annotation, molecular function: zinc ion binding; ubiquitin-protein transferase activity. NCBI's taxonomy places the organism in Eukaryota, Metazoa, Arthropoda, Arachnida, Araneae, Theridiidae.